CCAAGGUGCUGCUGAGAGGAACUUGAGUGCAGCCUGCGGCUGGGCCGGCUUCCUGUUUUGUGAGGCCAAGGCGGGCGCCGUUGGAGGGCUCGGGGCUAAGCGGCCAGGGCUUAGCGGUAGCCACUGAGGUAGGGACGAGCCAGCGGUGUGCGAUGCUUCCCCGGGAGCCAGCAGCGGGAGCCCAGCAACUUCAGGACCAGGAAGACCGGCCGGGCAGCUGCUCAGAGGCCUCCAUGCCUGGCCCAGGUCCCAGGCCCGUCCCCCGCUGUGUCCGCCGCCCUGAGACCUACGAGGCCAAGUGUGAGCGGCGGCAGGAGGCCCGGGAGAGUCGGCGCUGGCGCCCCAAUGUGACCACCUGCCGUCCAGCAGAGAAGGUGGUACGCAAACGGCUCCAGGAGCAGCAGCUGCAGGGUGCCAGGCAGCGCCAGCUCCUCCUCAGGAGGCGUCUGGAUGGACCCGACGUGGUCAGCGGCAAGUCCUUGCUGAGAAAGCAGCUGCCAGGAACCAACUCUGGACUCUGUGCCCUGCCCCAGCACUCACCUCCUACGGGUGUCCCAGGAGAGCUGGCUGCCCCCCAGCCCCACAAGCUGCACUUCGGCACCCAGACACUGGCAGAAGUAGCCAAGCCCCCUGACAGGAGAGACACGAGCCAACAAACCAACUGUGGUGUGGCAGUGCUGGAUCAGGAAAUUGUGCAGCUCUCCGAGUACCUGAAGGAGGCACUGCAGAGGGAACUGGUGCUGAAGCAGAAGAUGGUACUGCUCCAGGACCUGCUGGCCACACUGCUCCGUACCUCACACAACUACUGGACAGGGCAGCUGAACGAAGACAAGCUGAGGAGCCGACUGCAUACCCUGGAGAGCCAGCUCCGCACCUGUAUGCAGAAAGCCCCCCCGUGGGGCCUGAAGAAGGCCCUGCUGGAGACGGAGCAGAGGCGGAGCAGCUAUGAGCUGCAGGCCAAGGAGCUGCUGUGGAAGGUGCUGGAGGAAAAGAGGGCGGCCGAACAGCAGCUGCGGAGCACACAGCGGUCCCUGGCUCUGGCCGAGCAGCAGUGCGCGGAGUGGAGGGCCCGCUGCAAGGCCCUCCAGGCAGGAGGGAGCAGCCCGCAGGGACGCCAGAGCAGCUGCAGGCCGCAGGUCAGCAGGGCUGCUCAGUGGAGGGGGGAUGCCGGGGGUGCUCAAGAUGACGCAUCAUCCCAGCAAGUGCAGAGCUCCUCACAGGCCUGGAGGGCAGGAGAAUCAGAACGGGACUGGACCCUGAGUCCAUGAGGCUGUGGGCCAGAAGGGGACCAGCCUCCCACUGCCCACAUCCCCUCACCCUCCUCUGACAGGGUACAGAGCAGAGCAACGGCCUGGAGGCAGCAGCAGGCCCACAGAGGGACAGAGGCCCACAUGGUCCAUGUACCACAACCUGCCCAGGUAAAUUCCAGACCAGGCCCUGAGAACUCUAAACCUGGCCACCCUCCCAGAACCCAGGGCCCCCCAGCACCCUUCACUGGCACUGGCCACGCCUGAGCCCAAAUUACCCCGUGACUAUACAGGGCCCUGUGCUUCCUUCCAGCCCAGCUGCAGCAGCCGUAGGCGUGUCCCCGUGCUGCAGAGUGACCAGUAGGGUGAGUUCUCCCUGGAUGGCCCAGGGCUCCUGUCCACCCACGUCUCAGAGCAGCCCCACAUAGGCACAGACCACCUGCCAAGGGGGCAGAGGGCCAAGACAUCCUCCCUCACGCUCCUCCCCUCACCCCUCCACUUCAACCUGAAAACCACCUUUUCAGAGCAGGGGAAGCAGGAGUGUGGGGGGGGGGGCGGGGAGGGAGAAGCAGGGUGUUAGGACACACUGGUGUCAGGACACACAUAGGAUGCCAGGCCCCCAACUGAGCUGGAAUGAGGUGGCCAACUCACCUUUCCCACAUGGAGCUGGCCUGGAAGACAGCCAGGAAAGAGGAGUUGUGGACAGGAGCAAGUAGGAGAUAGCAUGAGGGGUGGCUCUUGUGCCCCUUGCCCCACAGAACUGGGGGCCUAAGCACACCCCAGCCAGAUACGUGCCACCAGUCCCUGCUCCUCAUAGUACUGCACUGGGGCGCAUGACCUUCUCCAGGCCCUCAGCUGUCUCCUGAAUCCCUGCUCAAACCCCAGGCGUCAGCCUGAGUCCCAAUGUGCUCUAGUCUGACCUGGGGGGCAGAGCCCAUAGCAUCACCCCUACUUGUGAAGCCCUGUGCAGACACCCUUCGGGCAGAGUUGAGGCAGACCCGUUUCCAGCAGGUCUGCUGCAGAUGCCACCCACCAGCCCCAGCACCAGACAGCGCCUGCCUGCCCCCACGAACUCUGACACCAGAGUUUGGUGUCACCAUCUGAUGCACCCAGGUCUUGUGCCAUGGUCAGACAGGAGCAGAAAGGGGGAGUCUGGCCUCCCUCUGGGAAAGGCCCUGUGUGCACCUCAUCCAAUAAAGGCCGUUUGAAUUCAGGACUGCAUGUCUUCUCAUAGAUGAGCUGCAGGGAAACCCCUGCCUGGGUCCUGCCUGCCCCCACCCUACCCCUGGGCACAGACUGAAGCCAAGUGGGCCUCCAGCACAUAGACAACUAAAUAUGCGGACCUCGGUCAGUCACAGAAACUGUUCUGCCCUGUAGAAGGUGCUGCAAGGGACAGGGGACUCAGUAAGAAGCCAGCCUACAAUGGCCUGAGCCCCUGCUCUGGACACACUGCAGAAACCAGAGCAUCCCCCUCACCUCCCGGUGGGGUGGUGACCCUCAGACACGGCCAGCCAGGCUUGCCUUUGUAGAUCGUGCUGGAGCCCGGGGCAGCCAGGAAUGUGAGAGCAGCUGCAGGAGGUGGCUCUGCCUUGGGCCAAGGAGGCAGCAAAGGAUGGGGUGGUGAACAGGGCCAGCAGUGGGACAGCAAUGCAGGGCAGCUCAGGUCCCUCUCUCCAGGACCCCCGCCACGUUCUUAGGGGACAGUCACCCCCGAGAGAGGCAACUAGAGACACAUGCAUUAACCAUCCUAGAACCUCCCCAUGUCUUUAAACAUGUAGCUCCCCGCAGACCCCCAGCUAUACCCUGACUCUCACACGAGUAUGCAUUUACCAACCACAUAUACACAGAGCGUACCACCCAGAUCAUCCAUGAACACACACAACCAUUCACAUGCACCUCCUGGAUCAUAUAUGAAUACACCACCAUUCACACAAUGUAAACAAUGUACCUCCAGAUCAUACAAAAACAUGCAUCACGAUUCACAUGCUCACAGCAUGCCUCCUGGAUCAUAUAUAAACAUUCAUCACCAUUCACACAUAGUACAUCUCUUGGAUCACACAUGAACAUGUGUCACCGUGCACACACAGUACACCUCUCAGACCAUACAUGAACACGCAUCACCAUUCACACACAGUGUAUCUCCUGGAUAAUACAUGAACACGCAUCACCAUUCACACACCAGUGCACCUCCCGGUUCAUAUACACAUCACCAUUCAUGUGCACACACGGUGCACCUCCGCGAUCAUACAUGAGCAUGAGCCACCACUCAAGUGCAUAUGCAGUGUCCCUCAUUUCAUACAUGAAUGUUACAAUCUACACCCAAGCACCUGAAAGUUCAUGCAUGAACACAUUACCAACCACAUACAUGUGCCUGCUGGCUCACAAGUGCGCAUAUCACUCACACACAUACCAUCUACAUGCACAGGCAUGUUAGAUCACUGGCCUGUUAGCACAUGAACAUGCAGUGAAGCGAGAGCCCCUCAGGCAUACCCAGGUCGGCAGGUUUGUACAGGGACCUGUGCGUGAGCAGAGCCAGACAGCCUUGGUGUUCCGCCCUGACACCUGCCUGCAGAAGCUGCAGUGCUGCCAGGAUCAGCCCAGCACCGCGAGCACCCUCCACCCCUGCUGCCCAACCACAGGCGCAUGUGAGUGGGUAUGAGUCCACAACAAGGUCCCGUUCCAGCUGCUGCCUCCUGGCCCACAGCAGAGCCUGAACGUCUACACCCCCAGGCAGGUUCCAGAAAGAAGAGCAAAGGGGUGCAGAACUCAACCAUCACUGGCAUUGCAGAGCUUUUCCAUCCUAUUGGAAGCCACCACCAGGCUUGCGGGCCACCAGUUAGAGGCUUUAUCCCGAGGGAGAUGAUUAUGAGUGAGUGUUAGCCCCACCAGGUUCUACAGGACAGCCCUGGGCCUCCCCAACCCCAUAGAGGCAGUGUGGCCAGUGGUGGACCUGGCCGCCAUCCUGGCCAAUAAGGGCAGCAGUCUGAGAGAGAUGGGAAGAACCUUAAUGCAGCCUGCUGUCAAAAAA
Messenger RNA from Sorex araneus (European shrew), 4275 nucleotides. It is a transcript of the gene TRAF3IP3, whose product is annotated as TRAF3 interacting protein 3. The transcript is spliced from 10 exons. Lineage: Eukaryota; Metazoa; Chordata; Mammalia; Eulipotyphla; Soricidae. Bases 153 to 1268 code for a protein of 371 amino acids. The record is from RefSeq and is a predicted model, not a curated record.